AUCUUUCAAGGAAACACCAACCCUACAGAUCUUGUGUUUGGAGUUUUCCCCAAACCACUGAUAACUCGAUUUGUUCGAAUCAAACCUAUGACUUGGGAAACUGGCAUAUCUAUGAGAUUUGAAGUGUAUGGCUGCAAGAUAACAGAUUAUCCUUGCUCUGGAAUGCUGGGCAUGGUGUCUGGACUUAUUUCUGACUCCCAGAUUACGGCAUCAAACCAAGGAGACAGGAACUGGAUGCCUGAAAACAUUCGCCUGGUAACCAGCCGCUCCGGCUGGGCACUGCCACCCGCGCCUCAUCCCUACAUAAACGAGUGGCUCCAAGUGGACCUGGGAGAGGAGAAGAUUGUGAGGGGCCUCAUCAUUCAGGGGGGGAAGCACCGAGAGAACAAGGUGUUCAUGAGGAAGUUCAAGAUCGGGUACAGCAACAACGGCUCGGACUGGAAGAUGCUCAUGGACAGCAAACGCAAGGCGAAGUCUUUUGAGGGCAACAACAACUAUGAUACACCUGAGCUGAGGACUUUUCCACCUCUUUCCACACGAUUCAUCAGGAUCUACCCUGAGAGAGCCACUCACGGAGGACUAGGACUAAAGAUGGAGCUGCUGGGCUGUGAGGUGGAAGCACCUACAGCUGGACCGACCACUCCCAAUGGGAACCUGGUGGAUGAAUGUGAUGACGACCAGGCCAACUGCCACAGUGGAACAGGUGAUGACUUCCAGAUCACAGGUGGUACCACCGUGUUGGCCACAGAAAAGCCGACAGUAAUAGACAGCACAAUUCAAUCAGAGUUUCCAACAUAUGGUUUUAACUGUGAAUUUGGAUGGGGCUCUCACAAGACGUUCUGUCACUGGGAACAUGACAAUCACGUGCAACUCAAGUGGAGUGUGUUGACCAGCAAAACGGGACCCAUUCAGGAUCACACAGGAGAUGGCAACUUCAUCUAUUCCCAAGCCGACGAAACCCAGAAGGGUGAAGUGGCUCGCCUGGUGAGCCCAGUGGUCUACUCGCAGAACUCAGCUCACUGCAUGACCUUCUGGUACCACAUGUCUGGCUCCCACGUCGGCACGCUGAGGGUCAAACUGCGCUACCAGAAGCCAGAGGAAUAUGAUCAGCUGGUCUGGAUGGCCAUCGGUCACCAAGGAGACCACUGGAAGGAAGGGCGUGUCUUGCUCCACAAGUCUCUGAAACUCUAUCAGGUGAUUUUCGAGGGCGAAAUUGGAAAAGGAAACCUUGGCGGGAUCGCCGUGGAUGACAUUAGUAUUAAUAACCACAUUUCACAAGAGGAUUGUGCAAGUAAGUAUGAUCUCUUGCUGCUGGAUAAAAAGAACCCAGAAAUUAAAACUGAUGAAACAGGGAGCACCCCAGGAUAUGAAGGCCAGGGAGAAAGUGACAAGAACAUCUCCAGGAAGCCCGGCAAUGUGCUGAAGACCUUGGACCCUAUUCUCAUUACCAUCAUAGCCAUGAGCGCCCUGGGUGUCCUCUUGGGUGCCGUCUGCGGGGUGGUGCUGUACUGUGCCUGUUGGCACAACGGGAUGUCAGAAAGAAACUUGUCUGCUCUGGAGAACUAUAACUUUGAACUCGUGGACGGUGUGAAGUUAAAAAAAGACAAACUGAAUACACAGAGUACUUAUUCGGAGGCGUGAAGGCGGACAGAGAUGAAAAGACGAGUCGGAGAGUUGAAGUGCAAGGACAUAAGUCGAGUGUGCUGGGGAACUAUUGAUCUUUCACUGUACAGGCUGCAAAGUGCGUGGAUGACGCUGAGCCAGGCUUUUCUCAGGAGCUCCAAAGAGUAUGGCCGACAGACGUGAGCAAGUGAGCUGUGCUAACAAUCGCAAUCAUGUACAGUCAGCCUCUUUCUGUGGGUUUAAUUUGAGUAAUCAGAUGCUGGUGUUGAGACCAAGUAUGAUUGACUUAAUAAUUCAUUUCGACUCCUCUCCCCUUCUCUCUCUCCUCUUCCUUUUAUGGAUUCUUUUUGGAAACUGUGCAAAAUCCAAGAUGCUGGCACCAGGUAUAUUCAGUGGGGCCCUUUUGAUGGACAUGCUACCUGUAGCCCAGUGCCCACAUUAUAUUAGAAUAAUCGCAUUUCGGUGGACUCCUGAAGGUGUUCUUGUGUGUAACUGCCCGCGUCGUACAUAGGCAAGGAAGGAUUAGGAUGUUUUGUUUUAAAAGUACUGUAGCCUCAGUACCAGUAUAGUGAGUCAGCUCUGUUUACGAAGCAAUACCGUCAAAUUUUCUUGAUGUUUUCCAGUGUUGUACUCAACUUCGUGCUUGUGAACUUCAUACAGAAAACUGUGCCAUCACCAAACACUGCUGGCGACUGGGUGUUCUGCUGACAACCACAACAAAAAUCCUUGGCACUGGCUAGUCUAUGUCCUCUCAAGUGCCUUUUUGUUUGUACUGGUUCAUUGUGUUCCAUUAAGACCCACUCUGUUUCUCUCUGGUGAAAGCCCUACUCUUUAAUCAAACCCUGGUGGCUCACUGACUAAGAAGAAAGUAUAUUUUAGUGUGAGACGUCAGCCCCGGGAAGGCAAGGGCUCUGAAGAUAUGGCAACGUGGCUUAAUUGUUCUGCUUUUUCUGUAGUUCAAUUUCAUGUCUCUUGAUCCUUUUGUAUAAAGCUGCAAUAUUCUCUCUUGUUCUUUCAUAUGGAAUGUAUUUUCAAAUGUAAACUCUUUCUCUCCUAGCUCCCUUGUCUUUUUUUCACUCUUAGAAUUUAAGCAUUUGCCAUUGUCCAGAAAAGAAACUUGCAGCUUUAACCUGCUGGUCAUGGCAAACAAUUUUACUAGACUUUAUGUUUAAAAAUAAAUAAAUAAGGGAAAUUCCUAACUUUGCCCUCCAAAGUCUAACUUUGGUUUUCUUGUUAACUGGUUAAAGUGACAGUA
Messenger RNA from Galeopterus variegatus (Sunda flying lemur), 2878 nucleotides. RefSeq names its product neuropilin 1 (gene NRP1). The annotation marks the transcript as partial. The transcript is spliced from 10 exons. Gene Ontology annotation, cellular component: membrane. The record is from RefSeq and is a predicted model, not a curated record. Lineage: Eukaryota; Metazoa; Chordata; Mammalia; Dermoptera; Cynocephalidae.